Laetiporus sulphureus 93-53 is the source of this 1401-nucleotide messenger RNA. RefSeq lists its product as uncharacterized. The record is from RefSeq and is a predicted model, not a curated record. The transcript has 5 exons. Lineage: Eukaryota; Fungi; Basidiomycota; Agaricomycetes; Polyporales; Laetiporaceae. The coding region runs from base 1 to 1401 and encodes 466 amino acids.
AUGCCGAAAACGCUUCUGCCACCAGGCACAUCCCGAGCGCUUAGAUCGACCAGCUCGCUUGAGUCUUCUGCAGCGUUUCCGCCAGAGGCAGGGAUCCUGAAGGACGAUAUUCCGGACGCAUUGUCAAGCGUCGCCUGGCCAGCAGCGACCGUGAUGGCACAGAUGGCCCCGCACGUCGCGCUCCUCCCUCCGCAAGUAUGCGCCUCCGUAAUAGAGCUUGUCGUGAGCGACCGCGCCACGCUUAACGCGUGCAGCCUCACAUGCAGGGCCUGGCACGCCAUCGCCGUCCGCCACACAUUCUACGCCGUCCGCCUCGCGGGCAUCGCGCAAUACACCGCGUUCGAGAAAAUCCUCACCGGCGCGCCAAAAAUCGCCCCGUGCGUGCGCGACCUCACGAUCGUCCCGGAUGAAUUCUACGCCCAGGGCUCGCUCGACGAGGACGCGCCGCGGAUUCUGGCCCGGCUCCCGCAGGUGGUGCGCGUCAGCUUCGUCAACUGGUCUGCCACUCAGAUGACAGAUAGCACGCGACGGGACCUCGGAAAGUGUUUUGCGAACGUCAGGACGCUGGUGCUGCAAGAUGUGGCUUUCUCUGGGAACGACUUUCUACUGCUUCUCUGUGCGUGUCCGAAUCUCUAUGCGCUGCACAUGCGCGAAGUGGACUGGAGAUACCGAGGCCUGCCGCCAGAUACGGUGAUCCCAGUGCCUGCGGGAAGAAGCCGCCUCGAGAUGCUCACCGUCCACUCUCUCUCGUGGGCAGCGGCCGCGUACUUGCCCGCCGCCUUCAACAACUUGGCUCUGCGAAGACUGGAUGUGUCGUGGGAGGACAUUAUGCGGUCAUCGAGCGUGCGUGCCAUAUUGCAGGCGUCCGCGACGACGUUGGAACAUCUGACUCUGCGCCCGUUCAUAAAAAUUGACCCUACCUUUGUCACAGAGCAGCUGCCGCCCAAAGACAAGCCCAUCAUUGAUCUCUCUCGCCACGUGCGACUCCUCACAUUAUGCGUGCAACUGGAUCUGGACCAGCGAUUCGGCGACGAGCGGUACGACUACCACCGUGCGCUAUGCGAGAUCCUCGCCUCUUUGCAGGCACUGGCACCGAGGCUUCGGACGGUGGACAUCGAGCUCAUCUGCUUGAACUAUCACCCGUCACGCUUGGACGUACUGGUUUGGGACGCGAUUGACGGGCACCUCGCGCGCCUCCUUGCCUGCCAGCCGCGGCUGGCCGUCAAAUUACGUGUGCACGACACAAACAGCAAAGUGCGGGGGGAUUCGAAGAUGGACGUCGUCAAUGCCGUUUUGAAGUGGGUGCCUCAGCUGGAGAAGACGCCCGACCAAUUCGAAGUUGAAGUAAUGUGGACGCAUGGCGUGGAGCGCGGAGGACGGCCAUCGGAUGAAUUAAGAUGA